Oryza brachyantha (malo sina) is the source of this 1504-nucleotide messenger RNA. RefSeq names its product mucin-1-like. The record is from RefSeq and is a predicted model, not a curated record. Bases 644 to 1249 code for a protein of 201 amino acids. Lineage: Eukaryota; Viridiplantae; Streptophyta; Magnoliopsida; Poales; Poaceae. The transcript has a single exon.
ACGUUAGUUUUCUCUGAAGCUAAGCUUGUUUCCUUAAAAAAAAGAAAGUUAAACAAAAAAUGAAGAGAAAAGAAUCUUGUCGUGCCUUCUCAAAUGGCCCAUUUAAGAAUAUAUAUGUUCAAGGCCAACUCGGCAACUACUUCCCAGCUGUUGCAGCUGUUCGUCCCGAACUGUCGAUCCAGCCAUGAGCAACCGUCGAUGGCGCGGCCGCUUUUGACGCGCCCGGGUAUCAAUCGAGCACCGGGGCGGGUGGCAAUUGGCACACACGGUUCACGCAAGAGUCGCGAGAUUCUGAUGUGUCUUCGCCCUCGGCGUCGGCGAGGGCACGGGGACCUUCUCACCGCCUCGCCGGUCACCUUGCCUUCGCCGUUCAUCCUCCCCCUCCCUCGCGCCCUUGCGUGGCGUCGAUCGAUCGGCCGAAGAAUCGUCACGCGUUUCGGCCUCGUCGACGUAAUGGUUGUUCCUUCAUGCUUUCUUCGUCGGCUCCUCGCUCACGCCGUUUCCUCUUUUGCAUGCGUGCGAACCAGGAGAAGCCUCCAGCGCCGCCGACGUCGUCGUCCACGAGCCGUUCGCCACCGCGCCUACUUCGCCAGCUGCCCCGGCCGCCGUAUGGACUCCGGCGUUCACCCCAGCAGCGCUGUCCAUGUCCUUCGGCGACGCCACCGCUGGCAAUGUAGGCGAGGAGGAGGCUAACGAAGCUGUGGAUGCUGGGGAGGAGAAGCCGAGCCGAGGGGAUGAGACCCCGGAGCCGGAGGAGGUGAAGGCUUCGGGAAGAAACGAAGCGCCGGCGGGGAAGAAGCCCGACGAACUAUAUCUCGCGGAAGCGGCGGAGAGUGAGACGCUUCCGCGGCCAACCGCGCAGCACGCGGCGCUGGCGCCCGACCGCCCCGACGACGCCGACACGGUCAAGCCCGGCGGCGGGUGCACGACGCCGCCGCCGCCGCCGGCGCAUGACUCGGAGGGGUCCGACACGCAGAGCGCGGACGACCACGGCAGCCCGCAGAGCGAGAAGCCAAGGACGGCGUCGUCGGCGGGCGCCGCGAAGCGGGACGUGGCUCCCUCCAGCUCCAUGUCGUCGAGGCUGCUCGCGUUCCGGUCAUUCUCGCGGGACAGGAGAGCGAAGGCGCAGCCGGCGGACGCGGCGCCGUCUCCUGGAGACCACAGGCCGCCGGCGCACGGCAAGGCGCGGGACGAGGAAGGUGAGCACAAGGAGAAGGGCAGGGAGAGGCGGAGACGGUUUUGGAAGUGAAGGUGUUCCUGCUGCUGUGAGAUGAACGACGAGGAAUUAAAUUUUGCACGGUUGAUUUUCCUUUGAUUUGCUUUAACUCUGCAAGUGGGGGGCAGCGAUCUUUGAAGCACUCCCUAAUUUUGUAAUCUUAAACAUUUUCCAUUGGUUUGGCGUUGUAAUUAUGUCUAUAACCUUAACCAUUUUUCAUUGGUUUGGCAUUGUAAUCAUAUCAUCUUUUACAGAUAAAAUAAAUAAAUAAAUAAAUAUGAUACUAUU